CCGUUCCCAGAAUAGCUGGCGAUGUUGCUACACGUAAACAAGUUAGUGAUUAUAACAAACUCGGGCAAGUGGCUGGACGCGCGCGCGUAUAAUAUUUAUUUACUUUUAAUUGGGACAAUACCUACAGUUAAUUGGGACAAUUUAGCGGUCAAUCAUGGCCAACAGAAUAUUUCUGUUGUGCCUAGUGCUCUCUAUAUCGUUCGCGUGUUAUUUUGAGAGUGUUACGGGCUCGCCUAGAAGAGGAGGAGGAUACAGCAGAGGAGGCGGCAGCAGAGGAGGAGGUUCCUCAAGUUGGGGAAGAGGAGGGUCGUCUUCAAGUUCCGGAUCGAGUUGGUCGUCAUGGAACUCCAAACCGAGUUAUCCAUCGUCUGGUGGCCUCUCCGGCUAUGGAUCUGGGUCAAAACCCAGCUACCCGUCCUCAUCUUCAGGCCUAUCGGGAAGUAAUAGUUGGUCGUCAUGGAACUCCAAACCGAGUUAUCCGUCGUCUGGUGGCCUCUCCGGCUAUGGGUCUGGGUCAAAACCCAGCUACCCGUCCUCAUCAGGAGGACUGUCUGGGUAUGGAAGUGGACAAAAGCCGAGCUACCCAUCGUCGUCAACGGGCCUGUCAGGCUCAGGAUCUGGAAGCUCUUCGUCUUCGGGUUCUAGCUGGUCUUGGUGGGGAUCCUCAUCAAGCUCUAAUAAUAAUAAUAAUAAUUAUGGAACCCAUUCCUACCCUAGCUCAAACGGAGGGCUAUCUGGAGGUUCCCGCCCCACUUACGGAACCUCUUCCCUUCCAGCUGGAGUAAUUUACGCCAACAACAAGUACGGUAACAACUACGCUACACCUCAUCAUACUGGAACUCAUGUUGUGAAUAAUCACAUCACUAAUAAUUAUCAUACUCCUAAUGUAUACCAUACUGCUCAUCCCUACUACUCAUCACCCCAGUACGUGUAUGUGACUGAAUAUAGAAAUUCUGGCAGCCGCUACGGAGACAUUUUGACGGGUUUAGCGUUGUACAACUUGGGGCGCUCCCACAGCCAUUAUCACGAUGACCACUAUUACCAUGACGACUAUUAUAGACGCCGUUACAACUCCAACGGAAAUAUGAAUAGUAACUAUUCCCCCCAGAACGCAGCUGUCUGCACUAUGAAAAUCACAGAAAACGGAAGAGUUGAGACAUUGAAAAUACCUUGCGAAAUCAUCUCGACGUUCACUAAUGAGGGAAAGCAGGUUACGAUUCCUCAGAGUCAAGUUAAUUCCACAACGUGUGUGACGAACUCUACUAUGGUGAACAAUACUGCACCUGUGAAUACCGCGUCAGUAAAUGCAACCGUGUUAUCGAACGUGACAAUGAUCAACUCUACGACUUGCACAUUCACUGUCAACGCGACAGAUCCCCUUAAAGUGAAGGGACCUCCUAUAAACCCAUCGGAUAUGGAAUGCGAAGUGGAGAUCAGAACUAGAGAUAUCCUUACUACUAAUAAAGUGGACUGUAAUACCUUGUUGCGUUACUCCAAAAUGCCUGAGCCUGCUAAAUCAGAAAAUACGAUAUUACCGGAAAGACAAAAAUUGAAGCAGAUUCUACAUAAUCCACCGUGGUGGAUGUCAUUGUUCAUUGCUGUGUAAUUUACUACGUUUAUAUACAAUAUUUUAGUUGAAAUGUAAACUUGCCAUGUGCAUCAUUAUAAGAACUUAAUAAUGUAGAUAAAUAAGUUGUUUUUGUAAAUAAUCUUAAGAUACCACGAAACUAUUAUAUUAUCUACGAAAUGGGUUGAAAGGUUAACUGAUUGGUACGAGUAAAUUAAGUUGAUAUCACCUUAUUAUUUCGUUUUUAAUUGAACCUAUUAUUUUAUAAGAAAUAUUAAGUACCUACUUUAACUGCGUGUUAAUCUUUUCGAAAUGUAACAAUAAAUAAUUCUGUCAA
Cydia pomonella (codling moth) is the source of this 1904-nucleotide messenger RNA. RefSeq names its product hornerin-like. The record is from RefSeq and is a predicted model, not a curated record. NCBI's taxonomy places the organism in Eukaryota, Metazoa, Arthropoda, Insecta, Lepidoptera, Tortricidae. Bases 155 to 1606 code for a protein of 483 amino acids. The transcript has a single exon.